Molecule: messenger RNA, 3192 nt
Organism: Tupaia belangeri chinensis (Chinese tree shrew)
Lineage: Eukaryota; Metazoa; Chordata; Mammalia; Scandentia; Tupaiidae
Gene: CBL
Product: Cbl proto-oncogene
Exons: 17
Coding region: 1-2847 (948 amino acids)
Biological process (GO): negative regulation of epidermal growth factor-activated receptor activity; cell surface receptor signaling pathway
Cellular component (GO): membrane raft; plasma membrane
Molecular function (GO): calcium ion binding; phosphotyrosine residue binding; SH3 domain binding
Source: RefSeq, a predicted model, not a curated record
AUGACCCGCUCAGGCGCCAACGUCCAGCCCGCAAGAAACAUGGAGGUCUCGGCUUCGGUUCAGUGCGCAAACUCCUCGUCGGACCCCGCACGCUUCCUUCCCCCGCUCCUCCAGCAGAGGGCGCCGGCACGAAGGUUCCGCUGGCCCCGCCCCGGCCCGCCCCCGGGGAUCGGGCUCAUGAAGGACGCCUUCCAGCCGCACCACCACCACCACCACCUCAGCCCCCACCCGCCGGGGACCGUGGACAAGAAGAUGGUGGAGAAGUGCUGGAAGCUCAUGGACAAGGUGGUGCGGUUGUGUCAGAACCCAAAGCUGGCGCUAAAGAAUAGCCCACCUUAUAUCUUAGACCUCCUGCCAGAUACCUACCAGCAUCUCCGUACUAUCUUGUCAAGAUAUGAGGGGAAGAUGGAGACACUUGGAGAAAAUGAAUAUUUUAGGGUGUUCAUGGAGAAUUUGAUGAAGAAAACUAAGCAGACCAUAAGCCUCUUCAAGGAGGGAAAAGAACGAAUGUAUGAGGAGAAUUCUCAGCCUAGGCGAAACCUUACCAAACUGUCCCUGAUCUUCAGCCACAUGUUGGCAGAACUAAAAGGGAUCUUUCCAAGUGGACUCUUUCAAGGAGAUACAUUUCGGAUUACUAAAGCAGAUGCUGCUGACUUUUGGAGAAAAGCUUUUGGGGAAAAGACCAUAGUCCCUUGGAAGAGCUUUCGACAGGCCCUACACGAGAGCCUUAGACAGGACCUACACGAGGUACAUCCCAUCAGUUCUGGGCUGGAGGCCAUGGCGCUGAAAUCCACUAUUGACCUGACCUGCAAUGAUUAUAUUUCAGUUUUUGAAUUUGACAUCUUUACACGACUCUUUCAGCCCUGGUCCUCCUUGCUCAGGAACUGGAACAGCCUUGCUGUCACUCAUCCUGGUUACAUGGCUUUCCUGACCUAUGAUGAAGUGAAAGCUCGGCUCCAGAAGUUCAUUCACAAACCUGGCAGUUAUAUCUUCCGGCUGAGCUGUACUCGUCUGGGCCAGUGGGCUAUUGGGUAUGUGACUGCUGACGGGAACAUCCUCCAGACAAUCCCUCACAACAAACCUCUCUUCCAAGCACUGAUUGAUGGCUUCAGGGAAGGCUUCUAUUUGUUUCCUGAUGGACGAAACCAGAAUCCUGACCUGACAGGCUUAUGUGAACCAACUCCCCAAGACCACAUCAAGGUCACCCAGGAACAAUAUGAGUUGUACUGUGAGAUGGGCUCCACAUUCCAGCUGUGUAAGAUAUGUGCAGAGAAUGACAAGGACGUGAAGAUCGAGCCCUGCGGACACCUCAUGUGCACCUCCUGUCUCACGUCCUGGCAGGAGUCAGAGGGCCAGGGCUGCCCGUUCUGCCGAUGUGAGAUUAAAGGCACCGAGCCCAUCGUGGUGGACCCGUUUGACCCUCGAGGGAGUGGCGGCCUGCUGCGGCAGGGAGCAGAGGGUGCUCCUUCCCCGAAUUACGACGAGGACGACGACGAGCGGGCUGACGAUUCCCUCUUCAUGAUGAAGGAGUUGGCUGGUGCCAAGGUUGAACGACCGCCUUCUCCAUUCUCCAUGGCCCCACAAGCUUCCCUUCCCCCUGUGCCACCACGACUUGACCUUCUACAACAGCGAAUCUCUAUUCCUUCAAGUACUUCUAGUCUUGGAGCAGCUUCUAAGGCCGCACCUGGCUCUCUUCACAAGGAUAAACCAUUGCCGAUACCUCCCACACUUCGAGAUCUUCCGCCGCCACCCCCUCCAGACCGGCCGUAUUCUAUUGGAGCAGAAGCCCGGCCCCAGAGGCGCCCCCUGCCUUGUACACCAGGCGAAUGUCCAUCCAGGGACAAAUUACCCCCUGUCCCCUCAAGCCGCCUUGGGGACUCAUGGCUGCCUCGGCCAAUCCCCAAAGUUCCAGUAGCUGCCCCAAGCUCCAGUGAACCCUGGACAGGAAGAGAAUUAACCAACCGACACUCACUUCCAUUUUCCUUGCCCUCACAAAUGGAGCCCAGAGCAGAUGUGUCUAGGCUUGGAAGCACAUUCAGUCUGGAUACCUCUGUGAAUAUGAAUAGCUGCCCAUUAGCAGGUCCAGAGUGUGAGCACCCCAAAAUCAAACCUUCCUCCUCUGCCAAUGCCAUUUACUCUCUGGCGGCCAGACCUCUUCCUGUGCCAAAACUGCCACCUGGGGAGCAGUGUGAGAAUGAGGAGGACUCCGAGUAUAUGACUCCCUCCUCGAGGCCUGUAGGGCUUCAAAAACCAGAGCCGAAACGGCCUUUGGAGACAACCCAGAGCGCCCGUGCAUGUGAAUGUGACCAGCCAGUCGACAGCUGUACGUACGAGGCGAUGUAUAACAUUCAGUCCCAAGCACCGUCCAUCUCCGAGAGCAGCACCUUCGGUGAAGGGAGUCUGGCUGUAGCCCACGCCAGCACUGGGCCAGAAGAGUCAGAAAACGAGGAAGACGGGUAUGACGUCCCUAAACCACCUGUGCCGGUUGUGCUGGCCCGUCGAACUCUCUCGGACAUCUCUAACGCCAGCUCCUCCUUCGGCUGGUUGUCACUGGAUGGCGAUGCCACAGCAAACUUCACUGAGGACUCCCAGGUUCCCGAGAGGCCCCCCAAACCGUUUCCCCGGAGAAUCAACUCUGAACGAAGAGCAGGUAGCUGUCAGCAAGGUGGCGGGGCUGCUGCUGCUUCGCCUCAGCUCUCCAGUGAGAUCGAGAACCUCAUGAGUCAAGGGUACUCCUACCAGGACAUUCAGAAGGCACUGGUCAUUGCCCACAACAACAUCGAAAUGGCCAAGAACAUCCUCCGGGAGUUUGUCUCCAUCUCCUCUCCCGCCCAUGUCGCCACCUAGCACAUCCCCUCCUGCCACAGCCGUGGAGGACCAGUGAGCAGGGGCGCUUACUCAAGGAGCACCUAAGGGCAGAGGUUCCUUCGGAGACUUCACAACGCAGUCUCACCCUCUCCGGGAUCUCACAUCCGUGGUUCCAAGAUUUCAAAGCAGCAGAAUGAAAACGGAGCAGCUAGUAUGUUUUAUUAUUUUACUGGUCUCGAGAGUACUAUGAAGGUGUUCUUCAGUCCCCACUUGAUAGUGUGGAGUUUUAUUAUAUGGUGACCUACCUGGGGAACAGCGCAGAAAACAGUGAACAAACACCAUGCUGUAAAUCCUGAUUGAGAAAUUAAGACUUUGUUGGGUUAA